Messenger RNA from Macadamia integrifolia, 7729 nucleotides. RefSeq names its product acetyl-CoA carboxylase 1-like. Gene Ontology annotation, molecular function: ATP binding; metal ion binding; acetyl-CoA carboxylase activity. The record is from RefSeq and is a predicted model, not a curated record. Gene Ontology annotation, biological process: fatty acid biosynthetic process. NCBI's taxonomy places the organism in Eukaryota, Viridiplantae, Streptophyta, Magnoliopsida, Proteales, Proteaceae. The transcript has 31 exons. Bases 558 to 7340 code for a protein of 2260 amino acids.
CUUUUUUUUUUUGGGUAGGAUUAUCUUUCUUUUCUUAAUUCUACAAGAAGGGUUGGUCGACAACACCCCCAACUCACAGUCAAAACAAGACAGCCAUACCCGAUUUUUUAAAAAAUGGUGUCUGAACAAAAUGUGGAGUAUUAUGGGCCAUGAGAUUUGGUUCUUAUCUGCCUUUUAGAGACUUUGGGAUUUACAGAGGAAGAGGCGGAUUGAAAUUUUGGGGGGUUGGAGCUUCCUGCUUUGGAUUUUAGAGCAUAUGGCGAGAAGAUACAUAUAGAAACAGGAAGGGGUAGUUCCCAGCUACUUCAAAGGAAAGAGAAAAACACAGGUCGGCAGGUGACACGUGAAGCCUCAUUAAAGCCCUUUCACUCUCUGGUUCUCUCUUACAUUCCUUGGCAAAAAGCUUUACUCAUUUCAUUCCUGAGACACACACUUCGUGACUCAAUGCUUCUCAUGAACUUGAAGGCGGUAUUGGAAAUCUGAUUUUCUGGGUUUUUGAGAUUGAUCGUUGCGCUUGCUCUGGGUGGAGCAAGUCUGAAUCCUAAAAGGGUCCUCCAAUGGCGGGAAUUUUGCGUGGGAAUGAGGUAAUAAAUGGAACAGGGCCGAUCAGGCAUCCAGCUACAUCAACCGAGGUUGAUGAAUUCUGCUAUGUCCUUGGUGGGAAGAAUCCGAUCCACAGUAUCUUAAUCGCUAACAAUGGAAUGGCAGCAGUGAAGUUUAUGCGUAGUGUCAGGACAUGGGCCUAUGAAACCUUUGGAACGGAGAAGGCAAUCCUUUUGGUCGCCAUGGCUACCCCAGAGGACAUGAGAAUCAACGCUGAGCAUAUCAGAAUUGCUGAUCAGUUUGUGGAGGUUCCUGGAGGGACCAACAACAACAAUUAUGCUAAUGUGCAGCUAAUUGUGGAGAUGGCUGAGAGAACACAUGUUAAUGCUGUUUGGCCUGGUUGGGGUCAUGCAUCAGAAAUUCCUGAGCUGCCAGAUGCGCUGAAUGCAAAGGGCAUAAUAUUCCUAGGGCCACCUGCUGCAUCUAUGGCAGCAUUGGGAGAUAAGAUUGGCUCAUCCCUAAUAGCUCAAGCAGCAGGAGUACCGACACUUUCAUGGAGUGGAUCACAUGUCAAAAUUCCUCCAGAGAGUUGCUUGGAUUCCAUCCCUGAAGAUAUAUACCGGGAAGCAUGUGUAUAUACAACAGAGGAGGCUUUGGCUAGUUGUCAGGUGGUGGGUUACCCUGCAAUGAUCAAGGCAUCUUGGGGUGGUGGUGGUAAAGGCAUAAGAAAGGUUCAUAAUGAUGAUGAAGUCAAGGCAUUGUUCAAGCAAGUUCAGGGUGAGGUUCCUGGCUCUCCAAUAUUUACAAUGAAGGUCGCUUCCCAGAGCCGGCAUUUAGAAGUCCAGCUACUUUGUGAUCAGCAUGGAAAUGUUGCAGCUUUGCACAGCCGUGAUUGUAGUGUUCAGAGGCGGCACCAAAAGAUUAUUGAGGAGGGUCCAAUUACAGUUGCACCACCAGAAACAGUGAAGGAGCUGGAGCAGGCGGCUAGGAGGCUAGCUAAGUGUGUGAAUUAUGUUGGUGCUGCUACUGUUGAGUAUCUAUACAGUAUGGACACUGGCGAGUACUAUUUCUUAGAACUCAACCCACGAUUACAGGUAGAGCAUCCUGUCACUGAGUGGAUUGCUGAAGUAAAUCUUCCAGCGGCUCAAGUUGCUGUUGGAAUGGGAAUUCCUCUCUGGCAGAUACCUGAAAUAAGGCGAUUUUAUGGAAUGGAACAUGGUGGAGGUUAUGAUGCUUGGAAGAGAACAUCAACUGUGGCCACUCCAUUUGAUUUUGACGAGGCAGUGUCUGUCAAGCCAAAAGGUCAUUGUGUUGCUGUGCGUGUAACAAGUGAAGACCCAGAUGAUGGUUUCAAGCCUACUAGUGGGAAAGUACAGGAACUGAGUUUUAAAAGCAAGCCAAAUGUGUGGGCUUACUUUUCUGUUAAGUCUGGUGGUGGCAUUCAUGAAUUCUCUGAUUCUCAAUUUGGACAUGUUUUUGCUUUUGGAGAGUCAAGAGCUGUGGCAAUUGCAAAUAUGGUUCUCGGGCUAAAGGAAAUCCAAAUUCGAGGCGAAAUACGAACAAAUGUUGAUUACACUAUUGAUCUUUUACAUGCAUCCGAGUACAGGGACAACAAAAUCCACACAGGCUGGCUGGACAGCAGAAUUGCCAUGAGGGUUAGAUCAGAGAGGCCUACCUGGUACCUCUCAGUUGUUGGAGGGGCUCUUUAUAAAGCACUAUCCAGCAGUAAAGCUGUGGUUUCUGAUUAUGUUGGUUAUCUUGAAAAGGGACAAAUUCCACCCAAGCAUAUUUCACUAGUCAACUCUCAAGUUUCUUUGAACAUUGAAGGGAGCAAAUACACAAUUGAAAUGGUAAGAGGAGGGCCAGGAAGUUAUAGUUUGAGGAUGAACCAGUCAGAGAUAGUAACGGAGAUACAUACUUUGCGGGAUGGAGGUCUACUGAUGCAGUUGGAUGGAAACAGUCAUGUGAUAUAUGCAGAGGAAGAGGCAGCUGGUACUCGCCUUCUCAUUGGUGGAAGGACUUGCUUGUUGCAGAAUGAUCAUGAUCCAUCUAAGUUAGUCGCAGAGACACCAUGCAAGCUUCUUCGUUUCUUAGUUCAGGAUGGUAGUCAUGUUGAAGCUGACACACCAUAUGCAGAAGUUGAGGUUAUGAAGAUGUGCAUGCCUCUUCUACUACCGGCUUCUGGAGUUAUCCAUUUCAAGAUGUCAGAAGGUCAGGCGAUGCAGGCUGGUGACCUUAUAGCAAGGCUUGAUUUGGAUGACCCAUCAGCUGUAAGGAAAGCUGAACCUUUUAAUGGGAGCUUUCCAGUGCUGGGUCCUCCUACUGCAGUUUCUGGAAAGGUUCAUCAGAGAUGUGCUGCAAGUUUGAAUGCUGCUCGUAUGAUUCUUGCAGGCUAUGAGCAUAACAUUGACGAAGUUGUGCAAGAUUUGCUGAACUGCUUGGAUAGUCCAGAGCUGCCUUUCCUUCAGUGGCAAGAAUGCAUGGCUGUUCUGGCAACACGCCUUCCAAAAGAUCUAAAAAAUGAGUUGGAUGCUAAGUACAAGGAGUAUGAAGGGAUUUCAGACUACCAGAAGAAUGCUGAAUUCCCAGCCAAAUUAUUGCGGGGUGCUCUCGAAGCACAUCUCCUGUCCUGCCCUGAUAAAGAAAAAGCAACCCAGGAGAGGCUUGUGGAACCUCUGAUGAGUCUUGUGAAAUCUUACGAGGGUGGAAGAGAGAGUCAUGCUCGUGUUAUUGUUCAAUCUCUUUUUGAAGAAUAUCUCUCUAUUGAAGAAUUAUUUAGUGACAACAUUCAGGCUGAUGUAAUUGAACGCCUCCGACUUCAAUAUAAGAAAGAUCUUCUGAAGGUGGUGGACAUAGUGCUCUCUCAUCAGGGUGUUCGGAGGAAAAAUAAGCUGAUAUUACGACUCAUGGAAGCAUUGGUUUACCCUAACCCUGCUGCAUACAGGGAUAAGCUGAUACGUUUUUCUGCUCUGAACCAUGCAAGUUAUUCUGAGUUGGCAUUGAAGGCAAGCCAGCUGCUUGAACAAAACAAGCUGAGUGAACUUCGUUCAAGUAUUGCUAGAAGCCUCUCAGAGCUUGAGAUGUUUACAGAAGAAGGCGAAAAUAUGGAUACUCCUCGGAGAAAGAGUGCCAUUAAUGAAAGGAUGGAGGAUCUGGUGAGUACUCCUUUGGCAGUGGAAGAUGCACUUGUGGGUCUGUUUGAUCACAGUGACCACACUCUUCAAAGGCGGGUUGUGGAAACUUAUAUCCGUAGGCUGUACCAGCCCUACCUUGUAAAGGGGAGUGUCAGGAUGCAGUGGCAUAGAUCUGGUCUUAUUGCAUCAUGGGAGUUCUCUGACGAACAUAUUGAGAAAUAUGGCUUGGAAGAUCAAAAUUCUGAUAAACCAGAGGAUGAGAAACACAGUGAGAGGAACUGGGGAGCCAUGGUUAUCAUUAAAUCUCUUCAGUUUUUACCAACAGCUAUUAGUGCUGCACUAAAGGAAACUAAUCAUAGUCCUCGUGAUAUGACACCAAAUGGAAACUUGGAAGUAGAUAGCCAUGGUAAUAUGCUGCAUGUGGCAUUGGUGGGCAUCAACAACCAGAUGAGUUUACUGCAGGAUAGCGGUGAUGAGGAUCAGGCUCAGGAAAGAAUUAACAAAUUAGCCAAAAUAGUUAAAGAGAAAGAAGUAGGAUCAGGUCUCCGUGCUGCAGGUGUUGGUGUUAUUAGUUGCAUUAUACAGAGGGACGAAGGGCGGGCUCCUAUGAGACACUCCUUUCACUGGUCACCUGACAAGCUCUAUUAUGAAGAAGAGCCUCUACUGCGUCACUUAGAACCUCCAUUGUCGAUGUUUCUUGAACUGAACAAGCUCAAAGGAUAUGAAAACAUAAAGUACACACCAUCCAGAGAUCGCCAGUGGCACCUGUACUCUGUUGUGGACAAGCCACAACCCAUCCAAAGGAUGUUUCUUCGUACCCUUGUUCGGCAAGCCAGCACAAAUGAAGGCUUCUCAAUGUAUCAAGGGUUAAAUGUGAGAACUGGUAAUGCACAUCUGGCUACAUCUUUUACUUCAAGGAGCAUUUUGAGGUCCUUAACGGCUGCACUGGAGGAACUAGAACUACUUGUACACAAUGAUACUAUCAAAGCUGACCAUGCCCAUAUGUAUCUGUGUAUUCUACGGGAGCAACAAGUAGAUGAUCUUGUUUCUUACUCCAGGAGAGUUGAUAUAGAAGCUGGCAAAGAAGAAGCUGUACUUGGGAUCAUCUUGGAAGAGCUGGCACAUGAGAUCCAUCUUUCUGUUGGUGUAAGGAUGCAUCGGCUUGGUGUUUGCGAAUGGGAAGUGAAACUCUGGUUGGCAUCUGCGGGCCUUGCUAGUGGUGCUUGGAGGGUUGUGGUUACAAAUGUGACAGGUCAUACUUGCCAAGUUCAUAUAUACCGAGAAGUGGAGGAUUCCAGCAAACAUGAAGUGGUCUACCAUUCGGUUUUAUCUGUUUUGGGUCCUUUGCAUGCUAUUCCAGUGGCUGCACGCUAUCAGCCCUUGGGAGUCCUUGACCGAAAGCGUCUUACAGCAAGGAAAAGCAACACUACAUAUUGCUAUGAUUUCCCACUGGCAUUUGAGACGGCCUUGAAACGGGCAUGGGCAUCCCAAUUACCGGGGUCUAACAAACCCAUGGAUAAGAAUCUUGUCAAAGUAUCAGAGCUUAUGUUUGCUGACAAACAAGGUGCCUGGGACACUCCACUUGUUUCUGUUGUCCGCCCAUCUGGGCUUAAUGAUAUGGGCAUGGUAGCCUGGUGUAUAGAGAUGUCUACUCCUGAGUUCCCUGAUGGAAGGACCAUUCUGAUUGUAUCAAAUGAUGUGACUUUCAAAGCAGGGUCCUUUGGCCCAAGAGAGGAUGCUUUCUUCCAUGCUGUAACUAAUCUAGCUUGUGAUAAGAAGUUACCAUUGAUUUAUCUGGCAGCAAACUCUGGAGCUCGUAUUGGUGUGGCUGAGGAAGUAAAAGCUUGCUUUAGAGUUGGAUGGUCUGAUGAAUCUAGUCCUGAACGUGGGUUUCAGUAUGUGUAUUUGACCCCUGAAGAUUAUGCAUGUAUUGGAUCUUCUGUGAUAGCCCAUGAGUUGAAGAUGGAAACUGGAGAAACCAGAUGGGUCAUAGACACCAUUGUUGGGAAAGAAGAUGGGUUGGGAGUCGAGAACCUAACCGGUAGUGGAGCCAUUGCUGGUGCUUAUUCAAGGGCAUACAAGGAAACAUUUACAUUAACCUAUGUGACAGGCCGAACUGUUGGAAUAGGCGCUUACCUUGCUCGGCUUGGUAUGCGGUGCAUCCAGAGGCUUGAUCAGCCUAUAAUUCUGACAGGUUUCUCUGCACUGAACAAACUUCUGGGACGGGAGGUGUACAGCUCCCACAUGCAACUUGGUGGGCCUAAAAUCAUGGCAACCAAUGGUGUUGUUCAUCUGACAGUCUCAGAUGAUCUUGAAGGUGUUUCAGCCAUUUUAAAGUGGCUGAGCUAUGUGCCACCUCAUGUAGGUGGGCCCCUCCCCAUUUUGAAGCCCUUGGACCCUCCGGAGAGGCCUGUUGAGUACUUGCCUGAGAAUUCUUGUGAUCCUCGUGGAGAAAUCUGUGGGGUUGUGGAUGGUAAUGGGAAGUGGCUUGGGGGUAUAUUUGACAAAGAUAGCUUUGUGGAGACUCUGGAAGGUUGGGCCAGGACAGUUGUAACUGGGAGGGCGAAGCUUGGGGGGAUCCCUGUAGGAAUUGUUGCUGUUGAAACACAGACAGUGAUGCAAAUUAUCCCUGCAGACCCUGGUCAACUUGAUUCCCAUGAGAGGGUUGUUCCUCAAGCAGGGCAAGUAUGGUUUCCUGAUUCUGCAAGCAAGACAUCUCAGGCACUGCUAGAUUUCAACAGAGAAGAACUUCCCCUUUUCAUUCUUGCCAACUGGAGAGGCUUCUCAGGUGGGCAACGAGACCUCUUUGAAGGGAUCCUUCAGGCUGGAUCAACCAUUGUUGAGAAUCUUCGUACAUACAAUCAGCCUGUCUUUGUGUAUAUUCCCAUGAUGGGUGAGCUCCGUGGUGGGGCAUGGGUGGUUGUGGAUAGUAAGAUUAAUCCAGAUCACAUUGAAAUGUAUGCUGAAAGGACAGCCAAGGGUAAUGUUCUUGAACCGGAAGGAAUGAUUGAGAUCAAGUUCCGGGUAAAGGAGCUGCUGGAUUGCAUGGGUCGGCUUGAUCAACAACUAAUUAAUCUGAAGUCAAGAUUUCAGGAAGCCCGAAGUAGCGGGGUCCCCGGGACAGCAGAAGCUCUACAACAGCAGAUAAAAUCCCGUGAGAAGCAGCUACUUCCGAUAUACACUCAGAUUGCCACUCGUUUUGCUGAAUUGCAUGAUACCUCCCUUCGGAUGCAUGCAAAGGGGGUAGUCAAAGAAGUUGUGGACUGGGGUAAUUCCAGGUCAUUCUUUUACAAGAGGCUAUACCGCAGAGUUGCCGAGGAUUCAUUGAUCAGAACAGUGAGGGAUGCCACUGGUGAUCAACUGUCUCAUAAAGUAGCAAUGGAUUUGAUCAAGAGGUGGUUCCUGGCUUCCAAACCCAUGGAAGUUGGAAAAGAUGCAUGGGUCGAUGAUGACGCUUUCUUAACAUGGAAAGAUGAUCCAAGGAACUAUGAGGAACACCUGCAGGAGUUGCGGAUGCAGAGGGUAGUGCAUCAACUAUCAAAUCUUGGUGAAUCUCCAUCAGAUUUACGAGCUUUGCCACAAGGUCUUGCCGCUCUCCUGUCCAAGGUGGAGCCAAAUAGCCGGAUGCAGUUGAUUGAUGAGAUUCGAAAGAUUAUCAGUUAAUAAAAGAUUAGGGCCCAGCUUCUCGUGCGAUCUGUACAUUAUCGCUUAUAAUGUAGUAGAAUGCAGUUUCUAUGCCUCUCAACCCAAUAAUGUUCUUGCCAGCAGAAUGGUAGUGCACUGGCAUGAGGGAAGAUGUUAAGAGGGGAUAUAUUUCAUAUUACUGAAACCAUGAAAUGUAAAUUUUUGUAGGUUGCCAUCCCGUCUAGGAAGUUUAUAGAUGGUUUCCAUUAUUUAGGAGUAAUCAUCCAGCAUUGGCCAGUUCUUGUUCAUGACCUGUCAGUGCAGCUGAGCGAUCCAUUGCUUAUUUACAACAAUUUUCGUAAUGUCUGUAAUUGAUGAUUACUAAUUGUUCUACUCAUGAAUAAAAGUGAUGGCGACCUUCUUUUCAA